Molecule: messenger RNA, 1794 nt
Organism: Poeciliopsis prolifica (blackstripe livebearer)
Lineage: Eukaryota; Metazoa; Chordata; Actinopteri; Cyprinodontiformes; Poeciliidae
Gene: ercc8
Product: excision repair cross-complementation group 8
Exons: 12
Coding region: 276-1481 (401 amino acids)
Biological process (GO): transcription-coupled nucleotide-excision repair; proteasome-mediated ubiquitin-dependent protein catabolic process; protein polyubiquitination
Cellular component (GO): Cul4A-RING E3 ubiquitin ligase complex; nucleotide-excision repair complex
Molecular function (GO): protein binding
Source: RefSeq, a predicted model, not a curated record
GUUUGGAACCGAUGAGAUGCUAGUUAGGAUUCGUUCAAAAUAACAAUUAAAAUGCAAUAAUAGUACAGUACUUAGACGUUUGUUUAAAUGCAUAAAAUGGUUUAACGCAAAUCGUUUUGCUGUAAAAUGCUUUAUAUAAUUCGCAUAUACUCCGCAUGGAUUGUAAACUCACCGUAGCUUCGGUGACAUGCUAGCCUUUAAGCUAUUUUAGAUAGAACUGGUGGAAAUAAAUUUGAGCUUUUCUUUCUACAACCAAAUUUCUUCAAGUUGAUACAAUGUUGGGAUUCUUGUCAGCAAGACAGGCCGGUGUGGAUGACCCUUUGCGACUUAAACGCGCUGAGUCAACGAGAAGAGUCCUCAGUCUGAAGCUAAAUCCCGACAGAGAUGUGGACCGGAUCCAUGGAAAUGGGAUUAAUACCAUUGACAUUGAUGCAAUUGAAGGCAGAUAUAUGUUAUCUGGAGGGGCAGAUGGAGUUAUUGUCAUCUAUGACCUGGAGAACCACAGUGGGAAACAACAGUACACCUGCCGACCCGUCCGGACUAUUGGAAGGUCAAGUCGACAUGUCCACAAAUUCAGUGUGGAGACGGUUCAGUGGUAUCCUUAUGACACAGGAAUGUUUGUCUCUAGUUCCUUUGACAAGACCAUGAAAGUGUGGGACACAGAGACUUUAAAGCCAGCUGAAGUGUUUGAGUUUGAGGGGAAUGUCUACAAUCACCACCUGUCGCCUAUUGCCAGGAAGCACAGUCUCAUCGCAGUUGGUACCAAAAACCCUAAAAUUCAACUUUGUGACCUGAAGUCUGGCUCACGGAUCCACGUUCUUCAGGGUCACAGAGCAGAAGUACUGGCCGUGCGGUGGUCACCAAGAUACGAGAACAUCUUAGCAACUGCCAGUGCAGACAGCAAAGUGAACAUUUGGGAUGUGCGGCGGGCUUCAGGUAGUCUUUUCACUUUGGAUCAGCACAACGGAGAGAAGUCGAAAGUGUCAUCACAAGCAGAAAACACAGCCCAUAAUGGCAGAGUGAAUGGUCUGUGUUUUACUUCUGAUGGCCUUUACCUCCUAACCACCGGCACAGAUGACCGUAUGAGGCUAUGGAAUAGCGCCACAGGGGAAAACACACUGGUGAAUUAUGGGAAGGUUUGCAAUGAGAGCCGUAAACGCCUGCAGUUCUCCGUGUCUCACGGCUGCAGCCCAGAGUUUGUGUUUGUGCCAUGCGGCAGCUCGGUGGCAGUGUACGCGCUGCACACAGGAGAACUGAUCACUAUGCUGCGGGGUCACUACAACAACGUGGACUGCUGCGAGUUUCACCCAGACUACCAGGAGCUGUACAGUGGAGGUAAAGACGGAAACCUGCUGGCGUGGGUACCCGUUGUCCGUACCGCAGACGUGGAAGAAGAGCCCAAUGGUGAAAAUAAGGUUGCUGCCAGCCUCUCUGCUGUGAACCCUGCCUUUCAAGACAAUUGGAGCAGUGAUGAAGAUUAAUAAGAAGGAUCGGAAUGUGUGGAUAGCUGAGGCAUGCCAAAUAAUCUUGCACUUAAUUAAAAGCUAGUGUAAGGAAUUUUCUUUUUUGGGUUUGUGUAAACUGCUGCUGACAGAUCUUUGACAGCAGAGACGACAGCCUUCAAAACUUGUAGAAAUAUGUAAAUAUUUGUUUGUGUAGAACUAUAAUCAAUGUUAUGUUGCUGUGCUAUUUGAAAGUGGCACCAAAGCGACCUUUUACAAGUAGAGCCCAUUUUAUAGUCCCAUAUUUUUAAACUUUUUUUUUACAUCAAUAAAAUGUUGUUUUCAAAAGUAA